AUGUGCAGAGCCUUCCCCACCACAUUGAAGGGCCCCACAAGGAUCUGGUUCAGCAAGCUGACAUCCAACUCCAUUAGUUCCUUCAAAGAACUAAGUACCCAAUUCGCCUUGCACUUCAUCAGGGAACACAAAUAUAAGAAAUCUACUGCAUGCCUGAUGAACAUUAAGCAGCAAGAGGAUGAGACACUGAGGACCUACAUAACUCGUUUUAAUAAUAAGGCCCUUUCAAUCGAUGAAGCGGAUGAUAAAAUACUCGUAGCAGCAUUCACUAAUGGCCUAUGGAAGGGAAAAUUCUUAUUUUCUCUAUAUAAGAACAAUCCAAAAACCAUGUCGGAUGUGCUCUACAAGGCUACCAAAUAUAUGAAUGCGGAGGAUGCGUUAUUGGCCCAAGAAGAUAAGCCUAGAAAGAGGGAAAGACAGGAGGACACUCGGCAAGAUAGGGGGCGAAAGAUGGCUAGGAUCGAAGAACAACGGGAUGACCGACGCUCUAGACCCCCUAUUGGGAAAUUCGCAAGUUUCACAUCACUGACGGCCCCGAUAGACCAAGUCUUGAUGCAGAUAAAAGACAAAGGAGCUCUGAUAUUUCCCGGCAAGCUAAAAGGAGAUCCCAAUAAGAGGUCAAGGGAUAAGUACUACCGUUUCCACCGUGAUCACGGCCAUGACACAACCGACUACUACGAUUUGAAGCAGCAAAUAGAAGCUCUUAUAAGAUAA
This is a messenger RNA of Quercus robur (English oak), 714 nucleotides long. RefSeq lists its product as uncharacterized. The record is from RefSeq and is a predicted model, not a curated record. NCBI's taxonomy places the organism in Eukaryota, Viridiplantae, Streptophyta, Magnoliopsida, Fagales, Fagaceae. The transcript has a single exon. The coding region runs from base 1 to 714 and encodes 237 amino acids.